Messenger RNA from Sapajus apella (tufted capuchin), 5869 nucleotides. It is a transcript of the gene SLC30A1, whose product is annotated as solute carrier family 30 member 1. The transcript has 2 exons. The coding region runs from base 606 to 2129 and encodes 507 amino acids. Lineage: Eukaryota; Metazoa; Chordata; Mammalia; Primates; Cebidae. Gene Ontology annotation, molecular function: zinc ion transmembrane transporter activity; calcium channel inhibitor activity. The record is from RefSeq and is a predicted model, not a curated record. Gene Ontology annotation, cellular component: Golgi apparatus; endoplasmic reticulum; membrane. Gene Ontology annotation, biological process: detoxification of zinc ion; zinc ion transmembrane transport; intracellular zinc ion homeostasis.
GGGGUUCCGAGUGCAAAGCAAAGUUUUUUUGUAAACCGUCUGCAAAGGCGGGGGGGCGAAGAAGGCGCCCGAGACCGGGCCGAGUGCAGUGGCCGCCGCCUCUCUAGCUCCUCAGCCAUCCGCUCCUCAGUCAAGCGGCCGCGGAGGAGACCAGCAAGGAGAGUCCUCAGAUGCUCGAAGCUUUCUCGGCGCGAAGCUGCCAGUUGUCCUCGCCCGCCCCCCUCCUGCUCCUGCUUCUGCUUCUGCUUCAGCUCCGGCUCUUGGUACCCCGGCUCCGGGAGUCCAGCUCCCCGCCGCCGCCGUCGCCCGGGUGUGGGUGUGAGGGCUGCUGGGGCUGAGCCGGGCCUUGGCGCCGGCUCUGAGGACCGACGCCUGAGGAGCUGCGCGGAGCGGCGCCGCCGGCUGGCGGAGGACUCCCACAGGCGCGGGGCUCGGCGGCUUGACCCGGGCUCGGCCCCGUGCGGCCGCGGGGGCACCUCAGCGGUUUCCCGAGCGGCCCGACUCGGGCGCUCCUCGGUGUCGCGGUCGCCGACCCUCCGCGGCCGGCCAGCCCCUCCGCCGCAUCAGUCUCCCGGCCGGGCUCGGCGGGCCCCGCAGCCGCAGCCAUGGGGUGCUGGGGUCGGAACCGGGGCCGGCUGCUGUGCAUGCUGGCGCUGACCUUCAUGUUCAUGGUGCUGGAGGUGGUGGUGAGCCGGGUGACCUCGUCCCUGGCGAUGCUCUCCGACUCCUUCCACAUGCUGUCGGACGUGCUGGCGCUGGUGGUGGCGCUGGUGGCCGAGCGCUUCGCCCGGCGGACCCACGCCACCCAGAAGAACACGUUCGGCUGGAUCCGGGCCGAGGUGAUGGGGGCUCUGGUGAACGCCAUCUUCCUGACCGGCCUCUGUUUCGCCAUCCUGCUGGAGGCCAUCGAGCGCUUCAUCGAGCCGCACGAGAUGCAGCAGCCGCUGGUGGUCCUCGGGGUCGGCGUGGCCGGGCUGCUGGUCAACGUGCUGGGGCUCUGUCUCUUCCACCAUCACAGCGGCUUCAGCCAGGACUCCGGCCACGGCCACUCGCACGGAGGGCACGGCCACGGCCACAGCCUCCCCAAGGGGCCCCGCAGUAAGAGCGGCCGCCCCGGGAGCAGCGACAUCAACGUGGUCCCGGGCGAGCAGGGGCCUGACCAGGAGGAGACCAACACUCUUGUGGCCAAUACCAGCAACUCCAACGGGCUUAAACUGGACCCCGCAGACCCAGAAAAACCCAUAAGUGGUGAUACAGUGGAAGUACAAGUGAAUGGAAAUCUUAUCAGAGAACCCGACCAUAUGGAACUGGAAGAAGAUAGGGCUGGACAACUUAACAUGCGUGGAGUUUUUCUGCAUGUCCUUGGAGAUGCCUUGGGUUCAGUGAUUGUAGUAGUAAAUGCCUUAGUCUUUUACUUUUCUUGGAAAGGUUGUUCUGAAGGGGAUUUUUGUGUGAACCCAUGUUUCCCUGACCCCUGCAAAGCAUUUGUAAAAAUAAUUAAUAGUACUCAUGCAUCAGUUUAUGAGGCUGGUCCUUGCUGGGUACUAUAUUUAGAUCCAACUCUUUGUAUUGUAAUGGUUUGUAUACUUCUUUACACAACCUAUCCAUUACUUAAGGAAUCUGCUCUUAUUCUUCUACAAACUGUUCCUAAACAAAUUGAUAUCAGAAAUUUGAUAAAAGAACUUCGAAAUGUUGAAGGAGUUGAGGAAGUUCAUGAAUUACAUGUUUGGCAACUUGCUGGAAGCAGAAUCAUUGCCACUGCUCACAUAAAAUGUGAAGAUCCAACAUCAUACAUGCAGGUGGCUAAAACCAUUAAAGACGUUUUUCAUGAUCACGGAAUUCACGCUACUACCAUUCAGCCUGAAUUUGCUAGUGUAGGCUCUAAAUCAGGUGUACGCCCAUGUGAACUUGCCUGCAGAACUCAGUGUGCUUUGAAGCAAUGUUGUGGGACACUGCCACAAGCCCAUUCUGGAAAGGAUGCGGAAAAGACCCCAACAGUUAGCAUUUCUUGUUUAGAACUUAGUAACAAUCUAGAGAAGAAGCCCAGGAGGACUAAAGUUGAAAACAGCCCUUCUGUCAUGAUAGAGAUUAAAAACACGCCGGACAAACAACCUGAAUCAUCUUUGUGAGUCUUGAAAAAGAUGUGAUAUUUGACUUUUGCUUUAAACUGCAAGAGGAAAAAGACUCCACUGAAAUUCUAAGUUUGCCAAGUAGUAUAAUUGAAGUCCUUGUCUGGUCACACAGUUUAAUUCUAUUUUUGUAAGAACAUAAUGGGACUGCAUAACAGAGUUCUAUAUUACAACUUUGUGAUUAUUAGUACAGAGUACAGCUAUGCUGUGACUGUUUUGGAAAGCCAGUUUUAACACUAUGUUACAUUUUUGUUUUAAGUAUAUAAACCUUAUAUAACAUGACAUUUGAUUUCUGGAUUUCCCAUGAUAAAAAUUAGGGGGAUAAAUAAAAUUGUUACUGGAAUUUCUCUGCUUUUCUUUUCCCCCACUGUUACACUUUAUUAGAAUUUAUAGUUGAUAGAAUUUUAAAAUCAUCAACAGUUUCCUUUGACAUUUUAGGUAAUAUUGCCCUUUGAGAUCAUUACAUAGUAUAAUGGCAACAUAUUUUAAGAGUGACUCAUGGCUAUUAGUAGGAAAUAAGAUCAGUUACUAUCUUGCAUUCUAUAUUGCUAUUAACCACUAAGAUAAUUAACAAAUUGAACUAUAGUUUACAGACAAUAGGGCAAAUGGGGUAGUAACAGCAGGGAAGAAAGUUUACCAAACUAAAUAUUUAGGUUAUUGUAUGUUAAUAUUCAGACUACAUUUCUAAAUUAUUUUGAGAAUUUCAGCUUUUUAUUCUACCAAAGUUAAUCUAAAAGAUAGACAUGUUCACCAGCAUUACUUUCUUUGUAAGAUUGGUAUAAAAACAUUGAGCUGCAAGUUUACUCACAAAAUAUGUAAGUAUUUUUAAAGAUGUUGACACCUAAUAAUUACAUGCUAAAUGCAAGCUAUUAAUGUAAUCUUUUAAACUGGAUGUUUGAAAAAAAAUUUCCAGUCAUUUCACGAUGACCAAUUGUGAAUGGGUUUAAAUGGAGCUUUUCGAGCCCAACCAGCAAUGCUUGUGUUUUCUAAGAGCCACUGACUUGAGAGAAAAGAAAACCAGAAGGUUAAUGCAGUUUGGAUAUUAAAUUCUUAGAAAGCAAAAUUAAUAAUUAAAAUUAAUUAAGAUUCCGUAAGUCAUCCUGUCUUCACAUAUUCAGUUCUUCCAAUAGUGGCUUAUUUUGCAAGAUGCCACAAUAUCUACACAGAAAAUUGUUUGUAGCUAUUUCAUUAUUGCUAUAGAUUUCAAAUCAAACACAAUUAGAGUGUUUAAGUUCUAUUUUUCUUGAUAGAGGCGUAUGCCUUGUGAUGAAAUUUUUGUCCUUGAAAGGAUGAAUAUUAGUGUCAGUUAUGUAUAAAUCUAUUUUUCUAGAAACAAGGUAUUCUGACUAAUUUUUAUAGCUGACUACUUUUGGGAUGGCUACGUUUUGGGAUUUAAAAUAGUUCAUUGUUUAAUGGGUUGUAACAGGAAAGUGUUAGGAUUUGACAGUUACUUUUUAAAGGGAUGAUCUUUUGUGGUGUGUGUUUUUCCUAGUAUAAGCCUAUUGCUGGCAAUGGGCCUAUUUAAGAACAGCUGAUUUUUUUCCAAUGAAAAUAUGGUAAUUUUAGGAACACAGUUUGUAAGUUCACAUUUACUCUAAGGGGCCAAAACCAUAAUCUGCCAGUUUGCAAUACAUCUUGAUCUUUUAAUACUCUUAUCUGAUAUUGUAAUUCAGUUUCUAAACUGAGAGUUACCAUAAAUUUUGCAAAAACUUUUUUUUUAACAUGAAAUUGAGGGAUCUCAUCUGGGUGAACAAGAGAGAAAGCUAUGAAUUGUACUGUAUUAUGUACAUUCCUGAUUACGGAACAUUUGAUUCAGAUAACUGAUAAAAUAUAUUACAUUCAAUGAGGUUUUCUUUACAAAUGCUGUACUUGAGGUCUAUGUCUUAAAGAUGGUAUAACACUUAAGUACAAAACAUCAACUGGAUGAGGAUUUUUAAAAAUGGUGUGUAAGCAUGGGACAAGGGCUAUGUUUGUUUUUCAAAAGUGCUUUGAAGAUAACAGCCUUUAGGUUUUAGUUAUUUCACUUCAUAAUUUUUAAGUAGCUUAUAUAUAACGGUGGUACCAUAGGAUUUUCUUUUUUCAAAUGACUGUCUGCAAAAUCAGUGGGCACUGACUCACCUUUUGAGUUUUAGCAGAGAAUUAUUUAUUUCUUUACAAUGCACUUUCUAACCCAUUUUAGCUAUAUUAGCAUUAUCUUUAAAAAAAAAAAAAAAAACAUGCUUUUGUAUUUAAAUAUUGUAGGAUUUAAGUGUCUUUCCCAAAAUAGCUUAUUCCUUUCUGAAAGAAAAUAAGGGAAAUACUCUGAAUUAUUAGGAGACUUAAACCCAAUAUUUAAAUAUGCUAUUUUAUAACACUGCAUCAGUUUUAGGAGUUGCAUCUCUCCUGCUGGCUCUUUUAUAUUUGAGCAAGAUCAGUGUAGAAUAUGUGUUUAGAAACUUAUCUGUUGUCUCAGUUUAGUAAAGAGGUGCUGCAUGUGCCUGAAUUAAAACCAAGAAAUUUUUCCAAGCCAAAUGCAGCCUUAGUGAUGAGAGAUUUAAUUCUCCAUUGUCACCUUUUAGCUUUUAUGAUUGCUUAGUUUUUUUUUGAAGGAUAUCUGCAUUGUAAAACUAUAGGCCAGAAUCUAAAAAACAGAAUCCUCAAAAACUUUGCUGUAUGUGUUUUAAUAUUUUAGAAAACAGUAUGUUGAAUAACUAAGGUAUGUAAUUUGAAUAGGAAAAAUUUCCAUCAAGUACACCUUGGAAAAUCACAGUAGGUAGAAGGCGUUAACAUGUUUGUGUCUUAUUAAUAUCCUUAGUUAAAUUUGAAUUUUUGACAGUUUUGAGGAAAAAGACCUAUGGAACCUAAUGUGAAGUAUUUUGUAUGUUAACUGGUGUUGAGUUGAAGAUUUUUACUGUGUAUAAGCAGAUAACAUUUUAAUGAUAAAAAUGUCAUUAACCUGCUGUCUUAAGAUGUUCACACAAAUAUGGAGAGUAAUUCUACAAUAUAAAAAUAUUUAUUUUAAUACUGAGUUUCAGUUAAGUCAUAAACAGUGUUAAAACUCUUGGGAAGGUGUAGGGAUUUUUUGUUGUUUUUUAAAAUUGAAACUGUGUCAUACAGUGUUUCAUGUCUCUGAAAUUGGGAUUAUAAUAGCACUAUUUUGAUGUAGCUCUACCGAUAUGUGGUAAUGCUAUUUUGUUCUUACUGACAAGCUCUGGAAUAUUUAGCAGUCAUUUUCACUGGCACAAGAGCCUUUUGUAUGUUAUUCAAUUUAAACUUUUAAACCAAAAAUUUUAUCGACCAGUGUCUUUGGCAAAAAGAUGCUGGAGGGAAUGUAACAUACAAUUAAUAUGUGGUUAUAUAUAUAUAUAUAUAUAUAAAAGACACAAAUUGCCAUCUUAUGGUUCUGCCUUGAAACAGCACAAUGAAGUGUAUCAGUAUAUUCUGUGAUUACGAAACUUCCAUGUUGUGUUUGUUGUUUUGUGUCUGCUGUUGCCUGUCCUUUGGGCCAGAUGUGGCGCAGUUAAAUGCAGUUAUCAUCUCAUUAAAUACAGAUGCAGAUAAAAUAUCUUUAGUGCUGCAACAUUUUACCUAACUUUUCGUAUGUUUUAAUGACUGUGUGUUAUUUUCCAAAGCUGUUCCUACCUCACCAUGAGGCUUUAUGGAUUGUUAUGUAUUAUAAAUGUUCUAUAUGAGACAGACUACUGUGUUUCUUCUCAUUUAUUGAAAGUUAAGUAGAAAAAUAAACUAAUUUUACUAUCUGU